Molecule: messenger RNA, 732 nt
Organism: Racocetra persica
Lineage: Eukaryota; Fungi; Glomeromycota; Glomeromycetes; Diversisporales; Gigasporaceae
Source: the annotation of a GenBank genome assembly
AUGUGGUGUCCAAAAUGUGCAAGAAAAAAUCGGAAGCCUGUUAUUGUGAAUAAUAGUCAAAAAUUUAGUAUUGAUAUUGCUAAAAAAAUUGUAUAUUCUAGAGAUAGUAUAAAAUCUCACCAUACAUGGUGUCCGCAAUGUUCGGGAUAUUCUAAGCUUAAUAUUGAUAUUGCUAUUGAUAUCACACAUUGUAAAGGAGAUCGCUAUUCUUGUAAUCUUGAACUUGCUAAAAAAGUGGCAAAUGCUAUGGGAGGUGAUUGUCUUUCUGAAAAAUAUAUUAAUGCUAUCACACCGCUCUUAUGGCAAUGUAAUAAAAAACAUAUAUGGUAUGCAAAUCUUGAUAAAGUUAAAAAUUUAAAUAUGUGGUGUCCAUUCUGUAAAAAAUAUAAAAGAGAGCGUUUAUGCUAUGAAAUCAUAUCAAAAUAUUUAGGUGCACCAUUAAAAAUUCAAAAACCUGAUUUUCUAAAAACACCUGAAUACCCGACAGGUCUACAACUCGAUAUUCUAUAUUAUUAUUAUGGUUUUGCUAUUGAAGUACAAGGGGAACAGCAUGAAAAAUAUCAUAAAUUCUUUCACAGAAAUCAGGAAGCUUUUAAAAAACAGUUAGAUCGAGAUCAACUCAAAAGAGAACUCUGUGAGGAAAACUGGAUAGUCCUUAUCGAAGUAUGGUAUUAUGAAAACCCCCAUAUUAUUAUUCCAGAAAGAUUACAAGAACUGGGUCUUAUAUCUUAA